AUGGCAUCAGGACUUGCGUCCAAGAGGCUGGCCAAGGAGCUUUCUAAGAUAUCUGUCAGCCUACCUCCGGGCAUCUCGCUCGUCUCCGCCGAGAAUCUGGAAGAAUGGUAUCUCGACAUCCAAGUACUCGAUUCGAACCCACUCUACGCCGAGCAGAUAUAUCGAUUGAAGCUCAAGUUUUCACAGUCAUAUCCCAUAGAAGCCCCCGAAGUCACCUUUCACAAGACGGAUAACCGCCCGAUACCAAUGCAUCCACAUAUAUACUCGAACGGCAUCAUAUGCCUCGAUCUCCUUGGUCAACAGGGCUGGAGCCCUGUGCAAAACGUCGAGAGUAUAUGCAUGAGUAUACAAUCUAUGCUUACGAGUAACACUAAGAACGAACGACCGCCAGGCGAUGAAGAGUUUGUACGAAGCAACAGAAUGCGCCCGAGAGAUAUCGCGUUCAUGUACCACGAUAACACUGUAUAG
This is a messenger RNA of Truncatella angustata, 468 nucleotides long. RefSeq names its product ubiquitin-conjugating enzyme. The transcript is spliced from 3 exons. NCBI's taxonomy places the organism in Eukaryota, Fungi, Ascomycota, Sordariomycetes, Amphisphaeriales, Sporocadaceae. The record is from RefSeq and is a predicted model, not a curated record. The coding region runs from base 1 to 468 and encodes 155 amino acids.